This is a messenger RNA of Fusarium graminearum PH-1, 909 nucleotides long. RefSeq lists its product as uncharacterized. NCBI's taxonomy places the organism in Eukaryota, Fungi, Ascomycota, Sordariomycetes, Hypocreales, Nectriaceae. Gene Ontology annotation, molecular function: protein binding. Bases 1 to 909 code for a protein of 302 amino acids. The transcript has 3 exons. The record is from RefSeq and is a predicted model, not a curated record.
AUGGCCUUCGCUCCUGUUGCUCCUUUGACAGGAGAGCAUGGCCAGGCUCUUUCAAACAUUUGCAGGUUGCUCAUGACGGGCACAUAUUCUGAUCUCACAAUCACAUGUGGCAAAGACAAAUAUGCUGUCCACAAAGCAAUCGUCUGCUCGCGAUCCCCCUUAUUCGCCGCUGCCUGUGAUGGCGAGCUCAAGGAGACCAAGACUGGCGCUAUUGACCUGCCUAACGAUGAUCCCAUCGCGGUCAAAAUGAUGAUCCGCUACCUGUACACUCAGAACUACGUACCCCCAGAGACGUCAGAUGCUUCUGAGUCUAAGACAAACUCCACCCAGAAGUUUGAACCGGAGCAUGUUUCAGUGAAAAGACAGUGCGUGAGCCAGGCUAGUCCUUCCGGCCUUUUCUCAGCUCCGACAUCCACUGCACCGCCGAGACCUGUUCCCUCGCAGCCCAGAGCUCAAGUUUCUGGCGUCCGACGUGACAGUCAUUGGGGUUCGUCAUCCGGGCCGCCGAAGAACCCCUUUGCCCCUACCCCUGCCGCACCAGCUUCAGACCCCCCUGCUCCACCACGACCCCCGAAUCUCGUUCUGCACGCAAAGGUCUACCAGCUGGGCGAGAAGUACGGGAUGAAAGAUCUCAUGGCUCUUUCUCUCUACAAGUUCAGGGACGAGGCCGUGACCCACCACCACAGCGACUCGUUCCGACAUGCUUCACGCUUUGUCUACGGCUCGACUGUUACGCAAGAUCGUGGAAUGCGCAACGCUGUAGUCCAAGCAGUCAAGACAAACAUCGAUUUGCUUGAUGAUAAGGCGUUUCAAGUCGUCAUCAAGGGCACUGAGCUGGGAUUUGAUCUUCUCCUGAGCCUCACUCAGACUCGACGUGGAGAACUCAAGCGAGAGGCGGCCUCCUUGUAG